Ictalurus punctatus (channel catfish) is the source of this 1222-nucleotide messenger RNA. RefSeq names its product transmembrane inner ear (gene tmie). The record is from RefSeq and is a predicted model, not a curated record. The transcript has 4 exons. NCBI's taxonomy places the organism in Eukaryota, Metazoa, Chordata, Actinopteri, Siluriformes, Ictaluridae. The coding region runs from base 438 to 935 and encodes 165 amino acids.
AUUUUAUCACCACACACGAUCAACACGAGUCCAAACGUGACACCUGACACCUCACUCCUCUUUCUGCUCCCUCCAUCUCACAGCCCCUCCUCCACCACCGCCGUAAAACUCCCACAAUCCCCUGCGGCGCAGGCCGUAAACGACACCGGGCCGUUAAUUAAUUAAUGGCCAUUCGGCAGCAGGCUGGCCGUGGCACUCGAGGGUCUCGUCUGCGAGGAAGAACAGAGCGAGGAGGAGGAGGAAGGUGGAGGAGGUUGCAGAGGACAGGACGAGUGAAAAGAGGAGUGGAAAAGAAGAAAAGACAAUAAAGGAGAGGAGGAAGGGUGGCACUUUCACCCUGUCGGACUAUCAAUCAACCUGCUGCUGCAGAGGGAGAGAGGGAGAGAGGGAGAGGUGGAACGAGUGGAGAGAGAGACGGAUAGACAGUGAGAGAGAGAAUGGCGAUGGACUGGCCUACACAUCCUCCUCCGGCGCUGGUUCCGGCUGUUGUGAGUGCCGGAGCGGUUCUGGUUUCCCAUUACGUCUUCAACGCCGCUGCCCAAAUCCCUGAUCCAGCGCUCUUGCCCACAGACCCCCCACCGAAGCCGGACCCCAUCACCUCGGAGACCGUUGUGUUCUGGGGACUUCGUCUCUGGCAGGUGGUGGGGAUCUUCUCCAUGUUUGUCUUGGCCAUCAUCAUCAUUCUGUGCUGCAUCUUUAAAUGUCGAGUUCCUCGCACCAAGAAGGAGAUCGAGGCUCGGCACGCUCAGAGACUGGCGGCUAAGAGCUACGCUAACACGCUGGAGACCGUUCCUCCACUCAACGAGCUCACUGAGAUACCGGGAGUGAUUUGUACUGUCUCUGAGCAUGUGCAGACACGCGACGGUAAUCAACUUCCUGCUCUCAAUGAGGAAGAUGAACCGACCAAUCAGAGCGCUCAGAACGAGACAGGCUAAACCUCUAAGUCUGUGUCUCACUCUCUGUCUGUCUGUCUCUCUGUGUCUGUCUGUCUCUCUGUCACUCUUCCUGUCUCUCUCUGUCUGUCUAUCUCUGUCUGUCUUUCUAUUGCUCUGUCUGCCUUUUUCUCCCUCUCUCCCUCUGUCUCCCCGUUUCUCCCCCCCCCCCCCCCCCCACCUCUGUUAAUGCGUUUCUCUUGUCUCUGUAUUGCAGACUUAAUAAACUCGUCUGUCACUCUUCUUCUCUUUGUCUGUUCUUUUUUUGCUCUCUGUUGUGUUUCACUCUG